CGCGCGCGGGUCCCGCCCUUCCUGCCCGGGAGGAGGAGCCGGGAGGGGGCGGUGCAGCCGACGGGAAGAUGGCGGACCUGGAGGAGCAGCUGUCCGACGAGGAGAAGGUGCGUAUAGCGGCAAAAUUCAUAAUUCAUGCUCCUCCUGGGGAAUUCAAUGAGGUGUUCAAUGAUGUUCGGUUGCUGCUUAAUAAUGAUAAUCUUCUCAGGGAAGGAGCAGCGCAUGCAUUUGCACAGUACAACUUGGACCAGUUUACUCCAGUAAAAAUUGACGGUUAUGAUGAACAGGUUUUGAUAACAGAACAUGGUGAUUUGGGAAAUGGAAAAUUUUUGGAUCCCAAGAACAAGAUUUCUUUUAAAUUUGAUCACUUAAGAAAGGAGGCUACUGAUCCUAGACCCCACGAAGUUGAAAAUGCCAUAGAAUCGUGGAGAAAUUCAGUUGAAACAGCAAUGAAAGCAUAUGUGAAGGAACACUAUCCAAAUGGUGUUUGCACAGUGUAUGGUAAAACAAUUGAUGGACAGCAAACCAUUAUUGCAUGCAUAGAGAGCCAUCAGUUCCAAGCAAAAAAUUUUUGGAAUGGCCGUUGGAGGUCAGAAUGGAAGUUUACAAUCACCCCUUCAACCACUCAAGUGGCUGGCAUCUUGAAAAUUCAGGUUCACUAUUAUGAAGAUGGUAAUGUUCAGCUGGUGAGCCAUAAAGACAUACAAGAUUCUCUAACAGUGUCUAAUGAAGCCCAGACAGCGAAGGAAUUUAUAAAAAUCGUAGAGGCUGCAGAAAAUGAAUAUCAGACUGCUAUCAGUGAGAAUUAUCAGACUAUGUCCGACACUACUUUCAAGGCCUUACGUCGACAGUUGCCAGUUACCCGCACCAAGAUUGACUGGAACAAGAUCCUUAGCUAUAAGAUUGGAAAAGAGAUGCAGAAUGCUUAGUGAACAUUGCAUGACUGGAUCGUUUUAGUGUCCUUGUAUACAAAUAAAAAUUAUUACAAAAAGUAUUUGGAACUGUCAGAUCACCCAGUCAGCAUGGGCUUUUGCCAUUGAAAAUCACUGUAAGUAGUUUGGUUAGAGCAUAAAGCUUAGCUAAUUGACUUUUUUCCUUUUUCCUUCCUUUCAGAGGGUUGCAACUUCAGUAUAGCUGAGUAUCUUCCUUUAGAGUCUCUGUUGUACCUUUAUUUUUUUAUAACGAAGAGACCAUGCCUUUAGUUUUCAAUUACACGUUAAGAACAGUUUGGAAAAAUAUUUUUGCAUAUGAUAACCCUUUCUCUUGCUUUCAUGUGAAAUGGACAACUUCCAAAUUUGCUGGGUUCCUUGUGGAGAUCAGUAACGUGCAUUUCUAGGUCAAGGUCAACAUGGAGUUCGCCAUAGGUGCUGUUGUAGAAAUCGUCUGUCCUUUCAUUUUAUGUAAAAUUGGGAAAAGCAUUUUCUGUAUCAUUUAAACCUGUCAGAAGACUUACCUAGCUAGCUCCAUGGUAGCUAAUUAUUUUUUUUAAAGAAAAGGCCAAGGUCUAAUGCUGUUUUAAGAUUUUGAAAUGAAAUAAAAGUACUUACUCCAGAAAUGCAUUUAAUGCUUUGUUCUGACAAUUACUUAAAUGAGCUCAAACUCCAUCUGCCCUCGAGCUUUUUUAUCAUAAAGCUACAAAUGUAUUAUAACAAGGCAUAUUGUAAUAUAUAUAAUCCUGUACUCAUUACUAUGUCUGUUUAUUUUUUCUUGGAUUGAAAUGUACUAAAAUUCAAUGUGACAUUAAAACGCAAAUUUUCUAUUUAUUUGAGUAUCAGAUUCCUUCCUGAUAUAGCCUGGUUUUGGUGUUUCUAAACAUUUUUAAAAUUCUGCUUAAAACAGCCACAAACUUGUGUAUUUGGAGAUUGUAAUAUUAUCAGUUGUUUCCAUCUGCAUUUAAGAAACAUCUACGCAUGGAAGUCUACUUAAAACAGGUAUCUUUUAGCUUCAGAUUGGCUACAGAGGAUGGAAGAAAUUACAAGACCAAAAAUUAAUACAUGUGUCUGGAGAAUACCUUCCUUGAUGUAUCUCAUAUUGAAAAUGGAUGUCAGGUAUCUAAAAACACAGACUCCAUUACAAAUGCUGUAUAGCACUUCUAUGAAAUGCAUAACUUUCAUUUUUAAUUGGAUAAAAAAUUGUUCUACAAUAUGCUACAUACUUAUAUGCUCAUGAUGGAAAAUUAAAAAGCUUUUUUAUUUUUGAGAAGGCAAGUAUUCAUGCUCACUCCUAAACAGUAAAGCUAACGCAAAGGUUUUAUGUCUUUGUUUAUAGCAUGAUUUAAUUAACUACCUUUCACUCAAGUUACAGCAUAGCAAGAGAAAGAGUCUAGACUUGGUACUGAGUAUAAAAAAGUACACACGCAGUAGUUUGCUGUUUGAAUUGUAGUAGCAAUACUCCAAUAUUCUGUUCUUCAGUGCUCUCUUAUGCAGGGGUAUAGAAGUUCUUGAAACCACUGCUACUUUACAGUACUAAACUGUAUAGUAGAAGAAUGGGAUUUGUUCUACCACAGUCUUCCUGGAGAGUUGCUCUCUCAAUUGUCUUUGUAUAUAAGCUACUGAACUGUGAUGUUCUUUUAAAAUCAGCUUAUAAACAUUGUAUGUGAGCCAAUAACAAAUGCUGAGUCAUUAUCAAGUCAGUCUGUCAGUCUUAACUAAGAUCUAAAUACAAACCUUCUUCAAAGAAUUUCUUCCAACUUAUUUGAGAACAAGCUAAACAGCAGUGAAUGGACAAUUGGGAGAACUGUUAAUGGGCAACAAUGGUGCAAAUAACUUUUCUAGCUGUUUAGAAUGUUGUGUAUGACCAGAAUCAGCACUGGCUAAAAGUCAGAAUGCUAUUUUUCUUACCUGAAAUAAAAAGCUACUUUUAAAUAUAUUCCUAAUAAAGAGGUAUUUUACUGUGAAGUACUCUAUUACUGUAUUUCCCUGUUUAUUCAGUCAUGUGAUAGUCUUAAUUCCUUAUCUUGAAAGAAUAGCAUCCUUCAGGUUCAAUUCUACCAGUUGGAUGACAAAGUAGAUUUGUAUUACUUAUAUUUUUUCUUGUUGUGGUAAUUCUUAGUCUGUGAGUUAACUUUACAGCUGGAGCAUCAAAUUUAUUAAGUUAUAGCUUCAAUAAAGCCAUGUCUAAGUAAAUAAACUAUUCUCUUUUUCAAAAUGGUGUUGUAUCAUAUUUAGGGCAUAACGACUCUGCAGAUGAAGCUGACCUGACUCUCAGCUGAGGCACAUGGCAUAUUCGGAAUGCUUGAUUUCUAUCAAGAUUUUGGAUGUCACUUGCACUUUUUUUUGUUUCUAUCCCUACCCCUUUUAAAUUGGAGAACUUUAGAGCUUGCUUGUUAGUCUUUAGGGUAUUUUGUAUAGGUAAAGCACUUUCUCUGAGAAAUUUUGCUAUGGCAAUCGUCUUAAUGUGAAUUACUACUUGUUUAUAUUCUAUUUUUAAAUAUAAAUACAAGCUUUGUAUUGUUGAAUGUUGAUGUAAUAGACAUUAUAGCUUGUAAAAUGGACUUGUACAAUGCUUGCAUUUUUGAAGUGUAUUACAUCUUAUGCAUCCUAGUGCCCCUUUAUAUGAAGGAAUUUUUAACUUCUGCAAGUAAGCAAUUGUUCUUUAUGAACAUCUGCAACAGGAGCAGCAAUUCUGCUUUUGGUUUCUCCUGAGCAGCCCCUUUUUGUAUGACUGUCUUCAAAUUCAUACUGUGGGUAGAAUGAAAUUUUAAAAUCAUUGUCAUUUUAAUCACAUCAUUACUACUACUUAUGCUCUACAUGCUGAUAACAAUUCUGCCAUCUGGCUCUAUUGGAAACACUGCAACGCAGUUCAUUGGGAAGUGGUCAUUCAGCCCUGAGUUAAAAGCAUUGUGUGAGACCCAACAUCCCAAUAGAUGUGUUUUCUGUAGGGGAUGGCUCCAGCUGCAUCUACAGCAGCAAUGUAGUUUGUGCAGUUUGGGAGCACAUCCUCUCUCAUCUUCACUUGCCCCAGACUGGUUUGGCUGCCAAAGCCAUUUUGGGAUGCUUGAGUUCACUUACUUUUGGAGAACUUGGAACUGGGCUCUCCAGCUCUGAAUGGUGACCCAAGUCAAUAGCAGUGGUUUCUUUCAGGCAGCUUGAAACCACCUAUGUGUUGAGGAUGUCUGAAGCAUCAGACUAAACCUGGCCUUCAAAUUUCCAGACUGUAUAUACCAUGGGUAUAGAAGUUUACAUCAACUGUUUGAUUCUGUGGAUUCACUUCUAUUGUAUUGAAUCACCUGCGGACACAGACAUGGCUUCUGCUGCAUUUGUUGACUGGAAAAACUGAAAUUGUUCUUCAUCUGAUGCAACUGUAAACUAGGUUUAGAUUAAACUUAGUUUGUUCGUAACCUU
This is a messenger RNA of Lepidothrix coronata (blue-crowned manakin), 4343 nucleotides long. RefSeq names its product capping actin protein of muscle Z-line alpha subunit 2 (gene CAPZA2). The coding region runs from base 69 to 929 and encodes 286 amino acids. Gene Ontology annotation, cellular component: actin cortical patch; F-actin capping protein complex. Gene Ontology annotation, molecular function: actin filament binding. The record is from RefSeq and is a predicted model, not a curated record. The transcript is spliced from 10 exons. Gene Ontology annotation, biological process: barbed-end actin filament capping; actin cytoskeleton organization. NCBI's taxonomy places the organism in Eukaryota, Metazoa, Chordata, Aves, Passeriformes, Pipridae.